CAUCUCUGGCCAGCCACCACGGGGAGCAGGGAGCGUUUCCACCCGCUGCAGAAGAUGGACACCAACAGAAGCGCCAGCUGGGGUAGCCAGGGCCUGGGGAGCUGGGGUAGGACUGCAGGCAGGCUCUCCAUCGGCCCUGGCAUUACCCGGAGGAAGGAGCUGAAGGAAAUCCUCCUGCAGAGCAAUAGCCCUGGCAGCACCAAGCGCUUUGCCACCACUCAGAAGACAUCCAACAGCAGCAGUCUCCUUGCAGGGCCGCACCAGGAGCAGAAGCCUGAGCAGAGCCCUGAGGUGCUGUCCCUUGCCCUGGAUCCCCUGGAGCACGAGUGGCUGGUGGCGGGGGCCCCGGGUGGUGGAGAAAACACAAAAAAAAUCAGGCUGCUGGACCUGGAUCCCAGCCUGCUGACCAGGAAAGACUUUGUGACAGGCUUCACCGCUCUCCACUGGCUCGCCAAGCACGGCCACCAUGAGAGCUUCAUCCAGGGACACGAGCUGCUCAUCAAAGUGCUGGUGGGAGCUUACGGGGCAGACACCAGCCGCAGGGACCACAACGGGCGCAAGGCUUGGCAGUACCUGCAGGCAGACACCUCCAGGGAGCUGAAGGAGCUGGCAGGAGCCGUGGAGGAGGACUUCGUCCAGCUGCGCCGUCACAACACCAACAACAAUUGUAAGUCAUCCAGAGAGGCCAGGGCAGGGCGGGACUGUGUGGACUGUGGGGCCAGGGGGAAAGCCCAGCGCUCCUGGAGACUGUCGACCCUCCGGGACUUUGCCAGACAGGCAUUUGCUUUCUUCCAAGAGCGCUGA
Molecule: messenger RNA, 804 nt
Organism: Pterocles gutturalis (yellow-throated sandgrouse)
Lineage: Eukaryota; Metazoa; Chordata; Aves; Pterocliformes; Pteroclidae
Product: ankyrin repeat domain-containing protein SOWAHD-like
Source: RefSeq, a predicted model, not a curated record